GAAUGGGCUCUGCUUGCAGCUGGGCACCCGUAUAAUAAGCAAGGUAUUGGAUACUUUCUCUUUGACUGGGAAGGCUUAUACUGCACCUCGAUUUCAAGCUGUUAAGGUUGAGUCAUUUGAACUUUUUUCGGACCGACGGUUCAGUAACCGUAGCAUAAAUCUGGUAUAGCGUUGCAGGAGUACCAAGGCCCGGGAUGCUCAGGCGGGCUUGGAAGCCUAUUGCUGCUACGACCGUACUAAUCGGUACCCCGAGCUACCUCUAUUAUACGUUCAAGAACAGACAGCAAACUUUCGACCUCGCCGUUAGGGUUCGUGGUGCGGACGGAAAAGCUAUGUUGUCAACCCGUACCUUCUCUCUUCUCAGCAAGGGUGCCGUAGACGAACGCUUGAAGGAGCAUGCCACCUCGGAGAGCAGUCCCAGACCUGGAGGCAUAGUCUGGAAACACACCACAGCAGCACUAGCGGCGAAUGAUCCUUACGAAGAUGCUCAUUCAAACACAAUAAUCGCCAGAGAUGCGUCCGACCCAUCUGCGCCUGGUGAUUUACUUUUCUUUGCAGUUAUGGAUGGUCAUGGAGGCCCGCACACUUCUCGCCUCUUAUCAAAAACUCUCAUCAAUGCUGUUGUCCUCGAGCUUUCCUCGUUUAUCAAGGGCCCAGGGUCUGGUUCAGGCCUCGUGAAAAAUGUGAAAUCACUUUUUCAAUCUCCUCGUGCUGAUCCUAUCGCUGUUGCUGCGGACCCAGUAGCCAUUUCUACCGUGAUUCAAGGCGCAUUUACGAAGCUAGAUCAAGAGCUUCUCAAUGCUCCUUUGACGCUACUGGCUGCAAACCUUGAUGAUGCUGCUAUCAAGAAGAACAUGCUCCCUGACCUCAGCCAACAUCCUAUGGCUUUAGCGACGAUGCUUCCAGCAAUCUCGGGGAGCUGCGCUUUACUGGCUGUGAUUGAUACUGCACAUCGCAAUUUGUAUGUGGCAUGUGCGGGAGACAGCCGAGCUGUAGCUGGUGUCUGGGAAGAGACUCCCGAUGGCAAAGGAACUUGGCGCGUGGAGACACUAAGCGAGGACCAAACAGGACGAAAUCCCAACGAACUCAAGAGAAUACAAUCUGAACAUCCUGCUAAUGAGGCAAUGGAUGUUAUCCGUGCAGGCCGCGUAUUAGGAGGGCUGGAGCCUUCGAGGGCCUUCGGAGAUGCUCGGUACAAAUGGUCUCGUGAUGUUCAAGAAGUGCUCAGCCAAGCUUUCCUUGUUGGUAAUAAACAACCGCUUCGACCCCCUCCACAGACUUUCAAAACCCCUCCAUAUGUCACAGCAACGCCAGUCGUUACCCACCGCAAAUUAUCUUUACCACCCCUCGAUAAUGCGCUCACAUCCAAGUCAUCAUCUGCAGUUCGAUUUAUUGUUCUAGCAACAGAUGGGCUUUGGGACCAGCUUAGCUCCGAAGAAGUAGUGGCUCUCGUUGGAGGACAUUUUGCAGGAUUGAAAGGAGACAUCCCAAAAUCUUCCCUGUCAAAACUCGUUUCGACUACGGUUGGUGCACCAACAGUAGAAGGGAAAGAUAAAGACCGCAGCAAGAAAGAGGACGGUUCUUGGGCCUUUGUUGACGACAACAUCAGUUCUCACCUCAUCCGCAAUGCGUUUGGUGGAGGCGAUGUACCUUCUCUAAGAAGAUUGCUCAGCAUACCUGCUCCUGUAGCCAGAAGUUACAGAGACGACACCACCGUCACAGUGAUAUGGUGGGAGGAUGGUCGCGAAGAAGAAGCCAAGGCAACUGCAUUUUCUUCAGAAGUCAAGGCCAAACUCUAGACUACACAUUUGUUACUUGCAGGUGCCAGAGUCCCUUAUGUUACAAGUGUUUUGCAAUUAUAGUUAAUUAACAAGGAAAAGUGCAGUGAUCAAGAACCAAAGGACAAUUUAUAUAAUCAUUUUCCUUCUCUUGCCAUAUUGUAUUGGUUUAUGGCCAUGGCUAUGACGAGGCUCUGACCAAUGCAGGUUGUUACUGUUCUUCAAGCGAUUGUAUGGAUUGAGUGCCCCGCCCCCAAAGGAAGAUUUUCUAGAGGCAUUGCGAUGUCCUAGUGACGCACGUUUGGGAGAAGGGGUGUGUAUAGAUUUACGGACAGGGGAACUUAAUGAUGCAUUGUUGUCGUCAUUACCAUCAGGCGAUUUGCGUUUCUUCUCGUUAAUAGUCGAUGAGGAGUAAAAGCUACUGGUAGGAAUGGAAGAGGGAGGGGGUGACGAUGUAGGUGGCGACUCCGUAGCAAAGCCAUCGGUCUUUGACGUAGAUGUAACCUCGGCACUCUCCUCCUUUGAAGUCUCUGAUUUGUCUUCGUCGUAUUGUGUCAAACUCGACAGGGCAGUGUUUGCUUUCUGGGAGGUAGCUUCAAUCUUCUUCUGUACGAGCUCCGCUUGAGGAUCACGGGCUACAGGUUUUGGUAGUUUCUUCUCUUCGCCGUCAGACAUGAGGGAGGGAAGUAGAGGGCCGAUAAACGGUCGAGAUGCUUUUACUCCUACAUCUUCAUCAUCUGCCUCCUCGUCGCUAUCAAUGACUUUUCGCUUCCUCAUGUUAGCUACGAUACCAAC
Molecule: messenger RNA, 2573 nt
Organism: Serpula lacrymans var. lacrymans S7.9
Lineage: Eukaryota; Fungi; Basidiomycota; Agaricomycetes; Boletales; Serpulaceae
Exons: 5
Coding region: 195-1799 (534 amino acids)
Biological process (GO): protein dephosphorylation
Molecular function (GO): protein serine/threonine phosphatase activity
Source: RefSeq, a predicted model, not a curated record